Quercus robur (English oak) is the source of this 1140-nucleotide messenger RNA. RefSeq lists its product as uncharacterized. The transcript has 4 exons. Lineage: Eukaryota; Viridiplantae; Streptophyta; Magnoliopsida; Fagales; Fagaceae. Bases 1 to 1140 code for a protein of 379 amino acids. Gene Ontology annotation, molecular function: protein dimerization activity. The record is from RefSeq and is a predicted model, not a curated record.
AUGACAAAAGCUCCAAAAAAUGCCACCUACACAUCACUUCAUAUUCAAAAAGAAAUUCUAUAUGUUAUUUCAACCAAAGUGAAGAAGGCAAUUAGGGAAGAAAUUGGUGAUGCAAAGUUUUGCAUAUUGGUUGAUGAAGCUCGUGAUGAGUCCAUGAAAGAGCAAAUAGCUGUGGUUUUAAGAUAUAUUGAUACAAAUGGCUUUGUGCGAGAACGAUUUUUUGGGAUUGUUCAUGUUGUUGACACUGCAGCAGUAACCCUUAAAAAGGAGAUAUAUUAUUUGUUCUCUAAUUAUUGCUUAGAUAUCCAAAACAUUCGGGGGCAAGGAUAUGAUGGUGCAAGCAACAUGCAGGGAGCAUCAAAAGCAGUUGUCCCUCUAAAUAGAUUUUUCACUAAAUUGAUUUUGGUUAUCAAUAAUAUUCGUGCUUCAUGCAAACGUAUUGAGCAAUUAAAAAUUGCUAGAGCUUCUGACAUUGCAUAUUUGAUUGAUAUUGAAGAGCUUGAGAUUGAGAAAGGGCUUAAUCAAAUGGUCACUUUACAGCAACUUGGAGAUAUUCGUUGGGGUUCGCAUUAUAAAUCAGUUUCUAACUUGAUAAAGUUGUUUAGUCCAACAUGUGAAGUUUUACUGAAAAUUAUGGAUGAAGGAAAUUCUUCACAAAAAGCAGAAGCAGAGUUCGCUUAUGAGGAACGUGGUUUAGAUGUCCCUGAUAUGAAUGCUCGUUAUGUUGCAAGAUUUGAUAGUUUUUAUCCAAUAGACUUCACAGAUGAUGAAAAGAAUUAUUUGAAAAAGGAACUUGAUCUUUAUAAGUAUGAUGUAGUUCAGCAUUCAGGGUUCAAGAAUUUGAAAAAUAUUUCUGAAUUGUGCCAAUGGAUGGUGAGAACUAGAAAAUCAGAAUACUAUCUGCUUAUUUAUAGGGUGGUCAAGCUUGUACUUACUCUUUCCGUUUCUACUGUAACUACAGAGCGAGCAUUUUCAACUAUGAAUGUCAUCAAAACUGACCUUUGCAACAAAAUGGAAGAUGAGUUUUUGUUAGACGCUAUGAUGUUAUUCAUUGAAAGGGACAUUGCUGCGAUAAUUAGUACGGAUUCAAUCAUAGAUGAUUUCAAAGAUUUAAAAAGACGGCGAGUUCCAUUUUCAUAA